Messenger RNA from Chanos chanos (milkfish), 876 nucleotides. RefSeq names its product gene rich cluster, C10 gene (gene grcc10). The transcript has 4 exons. NCBI's taxonomy places the organism in Eukaryota, Metazoa, Chordata, Actinopteri, Gonorynchiformes, Chanidae. The record is from RefSeq and is a predicted model, not a curated record. Bases 170 to 538 code for a protein of 122 amino acids. Gene Ontology annotation, biological process: post-embryonic development.
UUAUGGCAAAUUGAAUUUCUGGCACAACAUUAUCAUUAAUCCCCAGUUUGCUGGGUCUCUCGUGACACUGAUAUCAUAAAACGUAUUAUUUGCGACACUCAGUGUGAACAUCUCCACCAGUGGAAGUUUAUAUCGCAUAAGUGCCGAGUCUCUCUGUUCCUGGGUCAGAAUGGCGUCAGCUCCGGCUCAGCAGCCAACCUUAACCGUGGAGCAGGCAAGAGUCGUGCUGAGCGAGGUGAUACAGGCUUUCUCUGUGCCGGAGAAUGCUGCUCGGAUGGAAGAAGCGAGAGAGAGUGCCUGCAAUGACAUGGGCAAGAUGCUGCAGCUGGUGCUACCUGUAGCCACGCAGAUACAACAAGAGGUCAUCAAAGCCUAUGGGUUCAACAAUGAAGGAGAGGGCGUUUUAAAGUUUGCUCGACUGGUGAAGAUGUAUGAGUCUCAAGACCCAGAGAUUGCUGCCAUGUCAGCCAAACUCAAGUCCCUCCUCCUCCCUCCUCUGUCAACUCCACCUAUCGGUGCUGGGAUCGCGGCCUCGUAGACCAAAAACUGUUUUGAAUGAAGCAAAUCAGCACAAGGGAAAAAGAAACCCCACAAGAGUCAUCACACAAGAAUAACUAUCACAACUGGUAAUGCUGAGUAAUACACAUCAGUUGGAGAAACUAGUCCUAACGUCAUCCAGCAACAUGUUUUUGAAAGCCUGUAAACACUACUAUGUCACCACUGUGUCAUUCCAGCUCCUCAGAAAUCCCCAUACAGUAAUACAGUGUCAAAAAUUUUCUUCCUUUUCAAUUUUUGUUCUUAAACGGUUAUUUGUUUUCUGUGUAGUGUUAGUUUUCUUGCCUGUCUUCCAUUCACAGUAUUCUGUAAACAUAUUUA